AUGGAGUUCGGGGCCGGAAAAGACCACUUAACCUUGUUGGGCUUGGCCGUGUACACCGCCUCUUUUCCUGAGGACAUCGGCCCGAACAAGGGUGUGCUGACCGUGGGAGCGACAGAUGCUGACUCAGGCUCCAGUGCGGAGAUCCAAUAUUCACUCUUUGGCAUCGGCGUGGAAGACUUCUACAUGGACGCCAACACGGGCGAGCUGCGCACGGCGGCGCCCAUGGACCGCGAAACCACGCCCGCCUACAAGCUCAUCGCCCAGGCGACGGACGGAGGCGGCCUCUUCUGCCGCGCCGACGUCUCCCUCAGGGUCUUGGACGUGAACGACAACCCGCCCUCGUUCGCGUCCUCGCGCUACGCGGCGAGCGUGUACGAGAACGCCGCCGCCAACACCCUCCUCACGCGGCUGCAGGCCAGCGACCCCGACGAAGGCCUCAACCGGACCGUGGUCUACUCCCUGCUGGACUCGGCCGACGGCUUCUUCUCCAUCGACCCGGUUUCCGGGGUGGUGGUUCUGGAGAGGACCCUGGACCGGGAGAGCCGGGACUCCUAUCGGCUGCGCGUACGGGCCAGCGACCAAGCCGGGCUGCAGGGGGCGCUGUUUUCUCAGGUGGACUUGACCGUCUUGGUCUUGGACGUCAACGACAACGCCCCGGUAUUCCAGAGGCGGGACUAUGCCGUGACCGUCCCCGAGGACGUGGCGGUGGGCACCGAGGUGCUCCGAGUGCUGGCCACGAGCGCCGACAUCGGUCCCAACGCCGACAUCGCCUACAGGAUCCGCUCGGGCAAUGAGUUGGCCAAGUUCUCCAUGGACAGGAUCCUCGGGUCCGUUUUCGUGAGCGACGACUUGGACUUCGAGGUGUGCAAGGACUACUACCUGACGGUGGAGGCCUGGGACGGCGGCAGUCCUCCGCUCAGCGCCGCCACCAUGGUGAGCAUCCAGCUGAUGGACGUCAACGACAACGCCCCGGCUUUCAGUCAGGACGUCUACAACGUGCUGGUGGGCGAGGACGCACCGGUCGGACAUUCCAUAACCAAGGUGCUGGCAGAGGACCUGGACAGCCAAGUCAAUGGACGCAUCACCUACUCCAUCCUCAAAGGUGACCGCGCUAACCACUUCUGGAUCGACCCGGUGACGGGGCUCCUCAAAGUCAAUAAGCGUCUGGACCGAGAGCUGGUGUGGCGCUACACCCUGUCAGUGCAAGCCUUCGACAGCGGCUCCCCCGCCAUGUCCUCCAGCGUCGCCGUCAACGUGGACGUCGCCGACGUCAACGACAACGCGCCCGUUUUCACCCCGCCCAACGCCACGGCCGUGGUCCAGCUGAGCCAGACUCCGGGCAGCGUCCUCCUGCAGCUGUCCGUCAGCGACAAAGACUCCCCCAGGAACGGGCCGCCCUUUGAGUUCCGCCUCCUUUCCGGGAACGAGGGAGGGUUCUUCACCUUGGACCAGACCGGGACGCUGAGGUCCGAUGGCGUCUUCGGGCCCGAGUCCCCGAGGGAGUUCACCCUCGAAGUCCAGGCCCGCGACUCCGGCAGACCUCCUCUGGUGUCGUCUUCCUGGCUCUUCCUGCGGGUCAUCGGGAACAGUCAGUACAAGCCCGCCGCCUCGUCCUUGGAGGUCAUCGUCGUCACGGCAACCGACACCUUCCAGGGCGGCCUGAUCGGUCGCAUCCACGCCACGGACCGGGACAGCAACGACGCGCUGUCCUUUACCCAGAAGCCCCAGCCCCAAAGCAUGUUCAGCAUUAACAGACGAGACGGCAGCGUGACGGCUCUCCCAGGCUUGGAGCCCGGCAGGUACCAGAUGAACGCCACAGUCAGCGACGGACGCUUUGCGGUGAUCGCGGGCGUUUCGGUGCACGUGGAACAGCUGACCGAGGCUUUGUUGCGCAGCGCGCUCGCCUUGAGGUUCGGAUCCAUGUCCCCCGAGGACCUGCUGGGACGCCACCUGGGCCAGAUCAAGCCGGCGCUGCGGACGCUGGCGGGCUGGCGAUGGUCGCCGGGGCAACAGGACCCGCUUCACAUCCUGGGCGUGCAGCCGGCGGAGGGCGAGGGCGGCGUGGACCUCCUCGUGGCCGUCGAGCGACCCGAGACGUCCGGCGCCGGGCGGGCGGGAGGCUUCUACUCGCCGUCGGAGGUGGCCGCCAAGCUGAAGGAGGCGGCGGCGAGGGGGCAACUGCGGGGGGUCCUGGCCGGGGCGGCGGCGGUGGGCGGCGCCUGCUCGGGGAAGCUGGCGUGCGGAGACAGGACGUGCGAGCAGGUGACGGCGACGGAGGCGGGCUCGACCGUCGCCUACAGCACGGAGAGGGUCAGCGUGGUGUCGCCGCGGUUCAGGCGGGUUGAGACGUGCACCUGUCUUGGUGGGACAUGCUCCGCCCCCGUGGAGCUCUGCCAGGGCCAGUCCUGUCCUGCGGACAUGCGCUGUGUACGCACCGGCCCUACGGCGCCAUCUGUCUGCCAGUGUCUACCCGAGCACCUGGACGAGUGUGCAGGCCAAAGCUCGCUGAGUUUCUCGGGCAGCAGCUACAUGAAGUACAAAGUGACGGCGGGCGACCAGAGCGGCGAGAUGAGGCUGAGCCUGAGGGUCCGCACGCUGCAGACCAGGGGGGUCAUCAUGUUCGCCAGGGUCAACCCCUGCACCAUGUUGAAGAUCGAAGGAGGGCGCCUGUGGUUCCAGCUGGACUGCGACAACACGCUCGGCAUCAUGGGAAUCUCCGGCAGGCAGAUCGACGACGGCCUCUGGCACGCCGUCGCCUUGGAGCUGACGGGGAAUUACACCCUCCUCUCGCUGGACGACAGCUACGUGGAGCGCCGGCGCGCAGCCACGGCGCCGGCGCGACUCUGGCCCGUGGCGCCGGAGUCCUCCUUCUUCUUCGGGGCGCAGGUGAGGCCCCAAGCCGGCGAGGCGGCGCCCGGCGUCCAAGAUGGCUUCCAGGGCUGCCUGAGCUCGCUGAUGCUCAACGGGAGGGAGCUUCCUCUCCAGAACAAGCGCAGCCGCUACGCGCAGAUCGCCGGGCUGAGCGAGGUGAAGGCGGGCUGCGUCCUCCACCCGGACCCCUGCGUCAGCACGCCCUGCCUCAACGGGGCCGUGUGCGGCGCUCUGCCUAACGGAGCUUUCGCCUGCACCUGCAGCUCCGGCUUCACCGGGGGGCGCUGUGAGCUCCGAGUGACGCCCUGCAGCACCCGUCCUUGUCAGAACGGGGGCGACUGCCAGGCCGUGGGCGGCGGCUUCGUCUGCAGCUGUCCGCCGGGACUCGGCGGUCUCACGUGUGACCAGGACGUGGACGAGUGUGAGCAGGCCGAGUGUCGCCACGGCGGCGAAUGCGUCAACACGCCGGGGUCCUUCUACUGCAACUGCACGCCUGGGUUCGAGGGACGGCUCUGCGGCGACGACGACGACGACGCAGGCGGCGACACGCAGGCGGAGCCUCUGUCCUACGUCGGGCCCGGCGAGAUCAUCGGCAUAGGCGUCCUCGCCUUCGUCAUCGUCCUCCUCCUCGUUCUCUUCGUCAUCUUCAGGAAAAAGAUCCAGUUCCGGAAGGAUUCAGCGGCGGGGGCGGGCCCCUUGGGGGGCGCGGCGUGCGUGUCGGCCAUCACGGAGACCAGCUACAUGCUGCGCAAGACGGGCAUGGGCGCCGAGGGCAUCGAGUUCAAGGCGGUGCGCGUGACGGGGUCGCCGGGGAAAACGGGCGCCGGUGGCGGCGACGGCGCGGCGGGUCCCCCGCAGGUGACAGUGCGGCCCAACGCCCACUCCCCUCUGCUGGGGGGACACCAGAGCACAGACGGGGACGACGGCGCCUGCGGCGAAGGCGGUCGGCUGAGCUUCCUCGCCGACAUGACCAACAUCAGGGCCAACAGGAGGGGCGUGGCCGUGUGCAGCGUGGCCCCCAACCUGCCCCCUGCCGGCCGCCCCCAGCACAGCCCCGCCCACAAGGUGUCCUGGGAGGGCGGGGCUGCCGAGAGGAGGCGGGACAACGACUGGGGGCACCGGGCGUUCGAGAUGGAGAGGACGGACGAGGGCCACGGCGCUCCACAGGGUGAGCCGACACACCUAGAUGUCGGUCUGUCGUCGGAUUCGGCGUCGGAGGAUCUCAGCUCGUACACCUCAGAGUCCUUUGACGAUAACUCCUCCAUAGUGACAGUCAUACGUCUGGUCAAUGACACGGUGGAUCAUAUCGAAAGUGAAGUGACCAACAUGGACAAGGAGCAGUGGCAGCACAGUCCUGCGUACCUCUGGGACUCCUCCAGCCAGACCUCCGGCUGGUUCUCACCGUCUCGCCUCCGCCCGCCGGACUUGGGCUCCCAUUACAACCUGAGCGACACCCCACAGAGCAUCAGGCGGGGGGGCAGCACCCGCUCCCUGCAGCUGGACUACCGAGCCCCGGUACCGGGCGCCGACAGGAGCCGGGACCCGGGUCCGGAGGUCGGGAGGAGGGCCUUCCAGUGGGAGAGGAACCAGUCCGGGGAGUGGCAGAGGAAGCGGCGGAAUCCGAGUCGGGACCAGCGCGGCAGCUGCUCCUCGCCGGUCUACGAGGAGUACCGAGAACCCAGGCGGGACUCGGAGCCCGGCGAAGACUCGGAGGUCCUUUACGACACCCUGCCCCCGUCACGGGACGCCUACGAGGGAUACCCGUCCAGCCCGCCGGGCCUCAGCUUGCACCCGGCCCAGCUCCUACCCCCGCUGAGGGCGUGGGACUUGCACGCGGAGGAGAACUGGAGGGGGUCCGGGGAAGGCGGCGCUCUGGGCUCCAGCAACGUGACGGGGUCCGGGGACGAGCUGGAGAGACUGUUGAACCUGGUGUCGCUACGAGCCAGGAGGGCCACGCGCACCAACAGGACCUCCACCGGGUCGGAGCCGGCGGCGGGCUGGGACGGGUUUAAGUGAACUUUCAUAAACGACAGCCGGGGGGCGACGUCGACUCGGCAUUUUUCUACGCGGAUCCAUGACGUUAGCGCGGGGGUGUCCUUUGCGUUCUUUCCAAAAUAACACAUAAAAGGAAACGUUGAUGCUAAAAACUGGCGAGGAACAAAGUAUUUUUUUAAACCGAUAAAUUGAUACCGAUAACCAGUUAUCAAUAUUUUUUUUUUCAAUUUAAUUUAAAUAAACAACUUUUUUUGCGGCGUCUUCAGCAGCAGGCUUCUAUGUAGGCGUUUGGACAAGUGUUGAUGUGUUGAAGCGUGAUGUUUUUUUUUCCCCCCCCCCAUGCGAAAUGUUUGCAGGACAUUUUUUUGGUUUUGUUUUUAAACGGUUUGUUUACAACGAGCUUGGGCGGAAAUGACAACACGGGUCAGAGAAAAGGAGCGCUCGAUUUGCUCACCCUGAGUGGGUAACCUUGCUUCAUCAGAGUCUUUUUAAAAAAAAAAAGUUUAACAUCGUUACUGGAUUUAUCGUGAGGCAACAUAAUUCCUUGUAUCGGCAUGGUCAUUAAUCACGCACCCCUUUGAAAAUGAAAUACCCUAUUUUUCGGACUAUCUUUACAUUUGGGAUAAAACAAAACUAUUUUCCACGUAUAAGUCACACUGGACUAUAAGCCGCAGAUAUAUACGUUGUGAAGUGAGUUAUUUACAAGGAAAUAUGUAGUAAAUGAUUAUUUACAUACCUUAAUUGUUUCCCACUGCUGUCUGUAGCACGGCAGUAAAACGGAUGAUCAAACAAAACAGAAGUCGUCGUCGUCAUGGAUACGCUAGCCCUCCAAUCAGCUAAACAGACUCGGACCCGGUGACGUUUUGGUGAAUUCCCGAAACUGAAACAACACAAAAAGAAUGUAAGUUAAUCAUUCUGACACAGACACUCGUAAACGUGUUAGCAUAUUAGCUAAAGCUAACGGCGAUAGCGCGUACAAAUAUGCAUGACAACACGUGGGACACCUUAGUAAGUAAGAAUUGUUUACGCGAUAUUGGAAAACUUACAAACGUUGUUUGAAGAAUCCGUACGGCAAGAAGACGGCGCGGCACUUGAAAGCACCUGCAGUGAGCAAAUUCGUCCAAAAGACGACGCCAGAGCACAAACAAUAAAACAUCUCAGUGUUUUACUUUCUAUAUUAUCGCCGUCAGCGAAGAAAAAUCCAUAAAUUAGCCGCACCGUUUUGUAAGCCGAUGGGUUCAAAGCGUAGGGAAAAAAGUAGCGAUUUAUAUGCUUUAAUUUUCCAGUGUGCGGCUCUCGGGGGAAGACGUUCGGACACUCCUGCGCUAGCAGAGAGACGUAAAUGAGGUGCAGAAGCACCUCCCCCCCCACCCCCACCAUUGUAGAUGUCACAUGACCAGCUUGUUUUAGGGGUACAAGUUGCGGCGCCUGGGAGAUGCUAUUAAGAUGAACGCCAAGCGGGUGCCGGAGAUCCUUGUUCAAUCGUUUCAUUACUCGCCAGUUGUUUAUUUCAUGACGACCGAGGUCAUUUGGCGGCCGAGGUCCAAGCGGUAAUGAAAUAAGACACUUUGAAGAACACACACUCGGCCUCUAAUUGAACUGCACUUCCUGUUAGUUGUCUUCUUUUAUCCGUGUGAAUAAA
Entelurus aequoreus (snake pipefish) is the source of this 6508-nucleotide messenger RNA. Its product is annotated as protocadherin Fat 3-like. Gene Ontology annotation, biological process: homophilic cell-cell adhesion. Bases 1 to 4887 code for a protein of 1628 amino acids. Gene Ontology annotation, cellular component: plasma membrane. NCBI's taxonomy places the organism in Eukaryota, Metazoa, Chordata, Actinopteri, Syngnathiformes, Syngnathidae. The transcript is spliced from 21 exons. Gene Ontology annotation, molecular function: calcium ion binding. The record is from RefSeq and is a predicted model, not a curated record.